UGUAUUCGUUCAGUCGCGUUUCGGCGUCAGCGUGGAACGGGACGGCAGUAGACGACGCCAGUCGUCGUCGUCGACGUCGUUUUCGCGUACUGCUCCGUGUUAAGAUUUCCGUUUUCUCCCCGAUAGAGAUAAAAUUAACGUUGCGAAACUGUGACUAAAUUAAAUAUUUAGAGAAUCGGUUAUUGUUAUUAAUUGUGUGGUGAAAAAAGAAUUGUUAAAAUAUUUGUUUAAAAGAUGAUGAAAAAAGAAAAACCCAUGAUGUCGGUUACUGCCAUCAUUCAAGGGGCGCAACAUUGGGGGAGAACAUUACCCGGACUUGCACAACAAAACCCAUUUGGGCUAAGUUUGGAACAAAUCGGUUCGAUGGGACCUCAAUCCCCGUUAGAAUUAAAACCGGAUACCGGAACAUUGAUAACUUCCGGCCAGUACAGUCCUCAAGGACCGAACAGUCCCGGAUCGUACAGCAUGGGCCACGGGAGUAUCUUGAGCCCUUCACCUGGUGCCCAAGGAAAAAGCGUCGGAUCCCCUUAUCCCCCCAAUCAUCCGUUAAGCGGAUCAAAACACCUAUGUUCUAUUUGUGGAGAUAGAGCAAGUGGAAAACAUUAUGGAGUAUACAGUUGUGAAGGAUGUAAAGGAUUUUUUAAAAGAACCGUUCGGAAAGAUUUAACGUACGCAUGCAGAGAAGAAAAACAUUGUAUUAUAGAUAAAAGACAAAGAAAUAGAUGUCAAUUUUGUCGAUAUCAAAAAUGUCUCGUAAAAGGAAUGAAAAGGGAAGCAGUUCAAGAAGAAAGGCAAAGGACGAGAGAAAGGGACACCUCGGAGGUUGAAUCUACAUCAAACAUGCAAACAGAUAUGCCGUUGGAACGGAUAUUAGAGGCGGAAAAACGAGCCGAUGGAACAGACGAACAUCAAUUAGUAGAAAGCCCCGUUUCGAAUUUUUAUCGCGCAACGAACAAACAAUUGUUACAAUUAGUAGAAUGGGCAAAGCAUAUACCUCAUUUUACUUCAUUACCAAUUCCGGAUCAAGUGAAAUUAUUAAAAGCUGGUUGGAAUGAAUUGUUAAUAGCGUCAUUUUCACAUCGAUCAAUAGAAUCAAGGGAAGGAAUUAUUUUAAGUAAUGGAUUCACCAUACACAGAAAUUCAGCGAAAGAAUUUGGUGUUGCAAGUAUAUUCGAUAGAGUUUUAACGGAAUUAGUAGCAAAAAUGCGUGAAAUGAAAAUGGAUAAAACAGAAUUAGGAUGUCUUAGAACAAUAAUAUUAUAUAAUUCGGAUGUUCGUGGAUUAAAAUCAGUUUCAGAAGUGGAAAUGUUACGGGAAAAAGUGUACGGUGUUUUAGAAGAGUACACAAAGGCGACGCAUCCAAAUGAACCGGGACGAUUUGCAAAGCUUCUUUUGCGUCUACCAGCUCUAAGAUCGAUCGCUUUGAAAUGUUUAAAUCAUCUUUUUGUCUUCCAAUUGCUCGGCGAACACACCAUUGAGGAAUAUCUCACGAAAAUGCUUGAUAGUAGCACAGAAAUGCGUGAAGAUUUUUAAUCGCUUUAUUAUUAUUUUUUUAUUUGUAAACACUUAAAAGUUUUUAAUAUUUUUAAUAACGUUCUUCCUGAAAUCGUUUUAAUUUUAUUAUUUUUUUUUCAAUGAUCGUCUGUGAUUUCUCGUUUUAUUUAAAUUACGUUUGGGUAUUAUUUGCAAUCUUUCUCAUUCUAUUAACUAAAAUAAAAUAAAAUAAAAAGAAUAGUGUAUGGCGUAUAAUUCGAAAAAGAAAAUAAUUUAAGUAUUUGUAUAUAAUAUAAUAGAAAGUUUCGGAUUUUUUAUUCUUGAUUUUUUUGUGGUGAUUGUAAGUGCCUGGGCUUCGUUUUUGCGACUUUCUUAAUCAAAUUAUGUUGGAAAAAAGCUCAACUUGAAUGUUUUGAAAAUGUAAUAAGUUAAUUACUAAAGACUCACUUAUAAAAAAAUAUUUAUUUACGA
Onthophagus taurus is the source of this 1965-nucleotide messenger RNA. It is a transcript of the gene usp, whose product is annotated as retinoid X receptor ultraspiracle. NCBI's taxonomy places the organism in Eukaryota, Metazoa, Arthropoda, Insecta, Coleoptera, Scarabaeidae. The record is from RefSeq and is a predicted model, not a curated record. Gene Ontology annotation, molecular function: nuclear steroid receptor activity; zinc ion binding; sequence-specific DNA binding. Gene Ontology annotation, cellular component: nucleus. Gene Ontology annotation, biological process: regulation of DNA-templated transcription.